Messenger RNA from Thecamonas trahens ATCC 50062, 2715 nucleotides. RefSeq lists its product as uncharacterized. Gene Ontology annotation, cellular component: membrane. The coding region runs from base 1 to 2715 and encodes 904 amino acids. NCBI's taxonomy places the organism in Eukaryota, Apusomonadida, Apusomonadidae. Gene Ontology annotation, biological process: homophilic cell-cell adhesion. The record is from RefSeq and is a predicted model, not a curated record. The transcript has 2 exons. Gene Ontology annotation, molecular function: calcium ion binding.
AUGACGUUCUGGUCGGAGCAAGCAGCUUCGAGAACACUGGAAGAGUUGGUAAUCGAGGCCGUUGCAGAAACCGGCUCGCUGUUUGGAGGCUCACUCUCCAUUGCCCAGUCUACAUCCGGAUCCGACUUUCUCGUAGUCGGAGCACGUGAGUCAUACCUUAGUUGCGAGCGCUGCGGUCAGGUUUAUGUUUUUGAUCUCGACGCGCUAGUUGCUCUCGGCGGCACACAUGAUACAUCGCAAGCUAUCGCUACCUUUGUCCCAGAGACCACCAACGUUAUCAAUCAGAAUCUUGGCACCUACGUGGCGAUGUAUGAUGUCAACGGCGACGGCGAGCCGGACUUUAUUCUCUCUGCCCCUGGCGAGCCAGCAACAGCACCAUCCUUUCGCGGCAGUGUGUACAUCCACUUUGGAACCGCCUCGCCCCCGUCCGGAGUCACUAACGUCUCGACGGCCGACAUCAUUCUCCGCGGAGCCCCAGGCUCGCUGUUUGGCACGACGUUCACGGCCGGCGACAUCGACCGGGACAACAAGACCGACGUUCUUGUGGUCGAUCCCUGCGACGGGGCGUACCUAUUCCUCGGCGCCAACCUUCAUCCAGGCGACAACGCCGCCGUUGGUGCCGCGAACUACUUCACCGAGGCCGGGCCUGCUGGCGCGUGCAAGUACGGCGACUCGCUGGUGAUGGCCAACGUGAACAACGACGUCUGGGGCGAUGAUGUACUGAUCGGGAACCACCGCCACACCAACGGGGCCUUAACGUUCUCGGGCGGCGUAGCCAUCCACCUCUCGUCACCAUGCCUCGCCUGGGAGGCCUUCUCCUGCCUCACCGGCUGCGAUGCUGGCGUCAACUCGACUGCCGCUCUCGACGCUUGCGGCGUAUGCGGCGGCGACAACUCGACGUGCUGGGCGACACCGCCAUCCAACGUGAGUCUCAUCGCCUCGGUCAUUCUGCGCAAGAGCUUUACGAUCAACGAACUUGUGGCCCGGGUGUCUGCCACCGAUCCAGAUGCCAACGACGUGGUGAGCAUUGUCCUUGACGCUACCAAAACCACCUGCCCGGUUGUGCUCGUCAACGGCGACGAGUUGCGGCUGGCGCACCCCGUCGAUCCAGCCGCGCUCGGUGCUAGCUGUACGGUGGCGGUUGUCGCCAGUGAUCGGCACACACCUUUGCCCAACACAAUCACCGCAUACGUCGUUAUGGCCGUUUACCAGGCGCCGCCGUUCGACAUCGACUUCCGGCUGCCGUUUCCUCUGGCAGAGGGAGGAUACCCUGAGCAUGCAGAGGUCGGCGAAGUUGCUGCGAUGCUCGAGCUCAGCGCCGGGUCGACUGCGCCAGGGCUUGCACUGGUGGCCGGCAACUGCUCGGGUAUUGUGCUGGAUGGGAUGAACGUCACGGUGUCUGUCCCGUUCGACUUCGAGAGCCUCGGCGCGAGCUGGUGCGAGCUGAUCCUCGCCAACGGCAAGGACAUCGACGAUGCUCGCAACGCCAGCCUGGUGCUCCCGCUCAUUGAUAUCAACGAGCCGCCGACGGCGGUGCUGGCCAAUGGCACUGCACCGAGCGUGCCGUUUGGCCGGUACAUGAUGAACGUGGCGCCGGGAACGGUCAUCGCGGUGCUGAGCGUAGUCGGCGAUCCCGACACCGGCGAGAGUGCGAGCUUUGCCAUCACCAGCACCUCGCCGCCUGGUGCAGCCGUGACCAUCGUCGAAGGUGCAACGCUUGUCACCACAGGCAUCCUCUUCGGUCCGACAACCAACGUGACAGUGCGCGCAAGCGACAGUGGGACGCCGACAAACAUGCUCUUGCUCGAGCUCGUUCUCGGAGUGACGGUGACAAACCGGCCGCCGACCGCCAUCCUGCUCGACGGCGCGGCGUCAUCGGUCCUGGUUGGACCGGUGAGCGAGUUGGCGGCGGUAGGGACGGUAAUCGGAAGCCUGGUGGCGGUGGGUGAUCCGGACGUCGGCGCGGCGGCGACGUUUGCGGUGACGGCGGUUGCGCCGAUGGGAGCCGGGAUUGGACUUGACGCCGCAACUGGAACGCAGCUUGUGGUGAUGGCGGCACUGGACUUUGAGAGUCAGCCGCUGGUGGCGGUGACUGUCGCGGCGCGUGACAACGGCGUGCCUGCGCUCACCAUCGAGGCGACUUUCUCCAUCCAGAUCAGCAACGCCAAUGAGGCUGGGAGCGCCAUCGUUGUUGCCGGCAGCAGCGACGGAAGCGCGCGCACGACAGCGAGCGCGACCGUCGGUGACGUGGUGGCCGUCCUCGCUGUAGUGGGCGAUCCCGACCCCCCGCCCGGUGGCUACCUCUUCAGCGAGCCGCUUCCUGGGACAAACGGAUGUCCCAGCGGGAGCAACGGGACCGCCGGCGCGGAUCCUGUGUUUGCGGUCGAGAUGGGUCCAUCUGGCGGGCAGAUUGUAGUGGCACGGGAACUUCCUACGGCCGGCGCGGUCUUUGUAGUGGCAGUCCUGGCGGAAGAGGCUGACGACGCGGCGGUGGCCGUCUGUGGCGAGGUGAUGGUGGCAGUGGCGGCCGGGGCCGGAGCCGACGAGGCGGCACCCGCGACGCAGAUCGAGCGGACCCGUAAGGUUUUCCUUGGGGACUAUGUGGCGGUGAGCAUGGUGGUGUACGCUGGCGUGCUUGUGGUCCUCACCACCGUGGUGGCGGUGGCGAGAAAGAUGACUCUGAGCCGCACGCAAUGGACGCGUUGGGGCGGAUGA